Miscanthus lutarioriparius is the source of this 1098-nucleotide messenger RNA. The record is from the annotation of a GenBank genome assembly. NCBI's taxonomy places the organism in Eukaryota, Viridiplantae, Streptophyta, Magnoliopsida, Poales, Poaceae.
AUGGCAUUCGAUCAUGACGCCAAGCUGUUCGAUGUGCUCGCCAACGGUUACCAUCUCAACACACAGCUCCAGGCAUUGCUCGGUGGCCGUCCCCUGGACAGCCUCGGCCAGCAGGAGGCCAUGGCGUUCAGCCAAGAGCUCUCACGAGUGUUCAAGGUAUCCAUGUCCAUGCUGAACAGUAACACAGUGACAAGAGUGAGGACGGCGCCGGAGAUAAGGACCGGCAAUAGCUCCGGCGUCAUCAUUCAGGCGGCGAAAAAGGAUAAGCGUGCAAGGAGUGAUAGUGGAGAAGUGGUUACUCCCGUCAAGAAGAGUAGAGAAGAUGGGGUUACUAGGAAGGAGAUUACGGCCUCGCCAUACAAGGAUGGCUACGAGUGGCGAAAAUACGGGCAAAAGAACAUUCAGAACUGCAAUUUCGUGAGGUACUACUUCAGGUGCAGCCGCGACCGGCGCUGCGAAGCGAAGAAGAAGGUGCAGCAGCAGGACGGCAGCCGGGGCCAGCUGUCGCCUCCCAUGUUCGAGGUCACCUACGUGAACGAGCACACGUGCCAUGUGCUCCGUGCCAUUGCCAACGGCGGCGCUGCGAGGAUGGCGGCGUCGCCCCGGACCACGAACCGGCCGUACCGCGUCCUCGGGGUUGUGGACACCGCGAGAGACGACGGCGGCGUCCUGUUCGACGAUCUGUCCUCGUCGUUUCCCCGCAUCGGCGCCGGCGGCAGCGCCCAAGAGAACGAGACCAUCGUCUCGUGCCUCGCGGACGUCAUCCGCGGAGCCGCGCCGUCGCCGUUGCCGUCCCCGUGGCCGCCAGCAGCCGAAGCGGGCGCAAGCGAUCCUGCUGCAGCGUCGUCGUACGUGCCCCCGCCGAUGCAGGCCUCCGCCCGACACUCGGCGAGCGUGGGCGUCGCGGAUGAUGGUGGGGCGAUGACGACGAUGAUGAUCGACGACACGGACUUUUGCUGGGAUCCCUCGCCGUUUUGUGCGGUGGGGGAGGCCGAUCAGGAUCAGCUGAUGAUGGACCACCGCGACAUGCACGUGGAUGCCGCCCGGCUCGCGGACACGGAGUGGCCGCGGCACACCUCCGCGGGUGCUUGGCGUUGA